Dicrocoelium dendriticum is the source of this 4799-nucleotide messenger RNA. The record is from the annotation of a GenBank genome assembly. NCBI's taxonomy places the organism in Eukaryota, Metazoa, Platyhelminthes, Trematoda, Plagiorchiida, Dicrocoeliidae.
AUGCCACUGGGCUUGGAGAAAGCUCUUAUGCGAGUACUGCCUUAUCAGUUCCAGAAAGGGGGGGAGGGGGGGGGGGGGGGGGGGGGGGUGGGGGGGGGGGGGGGGGGGGGGGGGGAGGGGGGGGGGGGGGUAGCGGGGGGGGGGGGGGGGGGGGGGGGGGGGGGGUUGGGUUGGUUGGGGUGGGUGGUGAAGGCUGAACAAUGUUGUGCAAUUCACUGUUACUCCAAUCCGAGCUGCAUUGAAUAUUUCAGUCCGUUAUGUCAAACACAAACUAUCAACCACGCUGGUACGCAAGAGGUUUGUUUACAAGGUAAAACACUGAAACUGACUCUGAAUCCAGAGUUUGAUUUUACUAAUAGCAGCUACAUGUGCCACCUUCAAUACAAGCAACCGAAGUUAUUGUACACGGUGAAAACCUGGCUGUCAAUUAACGGAACAUGGCGUAUUGGACCCACGGUGUAUAAUGUACGGCUCUCUACUCCGGACUAUCAUGAUCGACAAAGAGGGAAAGAAACCACAGAAGAACAACUGCAUCGGCGAAAGAGGGCAGUGCUGUUACAACAUAUGCACGGAAUUCUACGGCUCUGGAGUCGAAGUAUUCGAAUUGAACACAAGCUGAGUCAUAGAUUUCGCACUGACGCUAUAUUAAACAGGGAGCCGGUUCCGGGACAAAUGUUAUUGUACAGUCUCAAGUCAUUUGAUGACUUUGGUACCAAAGCCGUUGAGGUUCACCGCCAUCGAGAUGAGAAAUACGUAACGGUUCAGUUUACAAAACCCUUUCUAUACAGCACCGAUAACUGGGGAAACCAGUCUUGCCAUGUAAAUAUUAGUGAUCUUCAUCACAGCCAACCGAUUUAUAAUGAGAAGAAUAGAAUGAUCGUGCGCCUAGCUUCUCCCAUCAGCAGGAAUGAAGACGAGUCGUUCAGUUAUGUGCUAGAUGACGCCAAGGAGAACACGCACAUCAAUGUGUCCUGGGAUCCAGGAACGGACGCAUCCUUCCUCCGAUCAGCACUGUGUGACCAAGAGAUGCCACUAAGUUUUAAGUCAAGUGAAAUAUUCAGCUUACACAAACCUGGAAGUAUUGUUGACCAGUCCGAAUUGUACACCACAGUUAACAAAGUGAAAACGCAGACAGCCGCGAGGACUGAGCGGUGUGAUUAUCGUGAAGCCUGGAGUAUUACACUGAAUGGUUGGGUCACGAAGAAACCUGCAUAUUUGCACAUCACCGUGUUCGCUACACGAUCCAUUCAUAGCAGCGCCUCAUUUCCCGCUUGGUGGACGACGAAGAAAAGGCUUUUACUGGAAGAGGAUAUUAUCCUUUUACCAGCCAUAGAUGAGGUUGAACAACUCCAAAGGAGUAAUAAAUUUUCCACGGGACGCACAUCUUUCACCCUUCGCUUUGUUGCACAACUGAGACUGUCGACCAUAUUAACCGAUCAGCUUCAACAUAUUCACAUAGUUUUACGCGACUGCCAGAGAACAAGAAGAGCACGCGUUACCCUGCAAAUAGACAGAAAACUUCAAUGUAAUACCACAAUUGGAAACUUGUCAACGGUGGCCGAAUUGAAACCAGUACACCUGUUUUUCACUCUGAGGAUGAUAAAGACCGACAAGUUUCAUGCACCCUUCAUUUUGAGUUGUAUACUCACCGUGUCAGCACAUAUCGUGUUACUUAUCGUGUACUCCUUUGGCCGAAUAUGUGCCAGGACGAACCGGGUUAGAAAUGAUGAAAGUAGUAUGCGCUCAACUGGGGAAACUCAUUUGGGCAACAUUUACUACUCAACGAACCUGUUGAGUAGUGCGUCCGGUUUCUCUUCCCAUCGGCCUGUGCACAUGACCGGAACGCGCAAGGCGCUGCUUAUGAUCUACUUGUGCUUUCGUGUGUUCUACACCUUUCUUUUCACAACCAGCGUUGGAUUGGCUCUCUUGCUCAGCACUGAAUCCAACGCAGCUCGAGAGUUUACUGCCGUUAUUCACAAUAAAUUAUCACAAGCCAGAACGUCUGAAUCUCAUCAGAAACCUGCAGAACAAACCUUAAAUUCGAAAUAUCACGCCAUCACUUCAUACCAAAUGGAACGUCAACAACUUGGUACCAAUCACUGGGUGGCUGAGGUAAUGAAAAUGGAGCAGUUUGCUCACUCUGAACUGACAAAACAGCUGAAGAUGAUUGAUGCUCAACUUUCUGAAUGCAACGAGCAUAAGAGGUCCAGCCACUUAAAGAUUAUCAGGCUAAUACAACGAUCCAAAAAGCUAGGCAAAGAAUGGAUGAAUCCGGCCAGAGAGACAGUCAAUUUGAUGCACGCCAUAAAUUUAUCAGAAAGUGAUACUGAUGAACAAAGCCCAAGAGGUCUGAAAUCGCACAAUCUAACAUGGACAAGUGACCCGCUGGAGUUGAAAUUUCCAUCGCUACAAGGAUCAACCUGGAAGUUUUUGGAGCAAUUUCAAUGGUCACCAUAUUUGGAUACGGUUGAUGAACAUCUCCGCAAGAUUCGUGAUGAUUUGGAUACACAUGUCAUUGACUGCUGGGCUCCCUUUGAUCGGCUGUUAAAUCGUCUGUUAGAAAACUCUUGGAUUACCCCAGCUCGGCGGGCAAUGAACGCCACAUGGCUUCACGUGAAUAACCUCGCCACCAUUUCCGCAGCCGGUGACCCACGGUUAUCCGGUGCGCUGGAUAACACUGUCUAUGCCAAUCGUGAGGAACAAUCCUCUAGGAGUCCCCCUGAACAAAGACAGCGAAUAGAGGCAAAGUCGCUCAAAUUAGCCAGAUUCCUGGGAGUGCCGCAGCCCGAACAGGCCCGUCUGACCGGUGCACGGAUAUGGAACAACUUCAGAAGACUUGUGCUUCCUCUUCCGAAUCGCUUUCACUAUGACGUUAGUCAACUCUACCUUGGAGGAAGUCGAUUAUCUGAGCUAACACCGGUCGCUACACCUUUUUAUGAUCAUCGAUACUUCUUUUCUACGGAUGACCGACAACACAUAUAUGGUGGUAAUCUGGAAGAAUUUCGAUUCGAAGCACCAAGAAGCAGACGGACGAGACCCUACCGCUACGCUACUCAAAUUGGGAUGCGCCUAAGACCCAGCUCCACGAGUUCAGCUAUAUACCUGCUCAGCCUUACACAAGUUCGCUUGCUGUUGCUCGCACUGGACGCCUUCAUCAUCCUGACAAGAUGCAUUCGUACUUACCGAUUAACGCAACGUGUAUGGUAUGGUAAAGUGAAAAAAUUGUAUCUCGAUCAAAUUCAGUCUUCACCACUUACAUCUCUACCGAAGAAGCUUAAUGAUUUCAGUUUACUGAUGGGUGAUUUACCUGGAUUCACGGAUGACACUACUGGUGAACAAUUAUCCGGCCCAUAUUUCAACCAUGCAAACAUUCCAAAGAUUGAAUCACAUCCUACAUUGCAUAUGUUAUCACCGACCAAUCUGGCUCCACAUUCUUCCGUGACAUCCAUGAGGCAAUGCUCAAGGUAUCAUCAAUUACAACCAUGUUUGAUGGACCAAGCUGAAAGAUUUGAUUCACCUAGACUUUGCGUUCGAUCAGCCGAUAUCGCUUCAGAAGCUAACGCAGGACCUGGUCGUCUUACCGCAUGCUACUGCUGCUUAGACGAUCAUUACAUACUCAUCGUCCUUGGUCUCGGCCUCUUGUUGGUCGGCCUAUUCAUCGUAUGGGCGGCUGAUCGUCACAUUCGACCAGGUUCAAUAUUGGUCAGAACAGGUGUGCAUCCACGAACUCAGGCAUUGGAGGAGUGUCACCACAGGACAAGCGCGAUAUUACAAGCGUUGCAUCCGGUCUAUUGGAACAGAAGAAGCCUGAAAGACCAUCAUCGAAUAGUGGACAAAGAGAAUAAACGAGUGGAGCAAACGCUGAAUCGGCUACACCACGAACAAGUACAGCUAUACGAACUCUAUCUGGCCGAGUUGUGUACUCUACACAGUGGUCCAAAACAUCAGUCGAAUGUCCCUGGCGUCACCGGUAAAGCUCAAUUUGAUCGAAUCCGUGAACCCAUCUCAAGCGACUCUUCCGCCGAACUCAUGAGAGUGUCCGCUGGAUCACCAUGCAUCCUGUUUGAUCAAUCCAUGAGAUUUACUGCACAGUUUAGACGUGCAUUACUGCGACAGAUGAAUUACAUGGACAGCGACUCAGCCAUUUCUUGGCUACCUGUGUGCUUGUUCUCUCCCCUAACAGUCUCAGCACAAACCCAAGAUCAAUCAAAACGCUUCCUCUCAAACACUGGCUUGGGCGGCAUAUCCCUUGGCCAGGACACAGUAUACGCGCGAAACGAAACGGCACCAGCGAAAAGCACGCACGCUGAUUUGGCAGCGUCCAUCGGAAGUUUGGCAACUAUGGUAUACGCAUGCCACAGACUAAUUUUGACCGGAUUAACCAUAGCGCUGACUGCGAGUGGACUAAUAAGCCUUCUUCACCUGAUCAAAUUGAUGAUCCGACACACUGCUUCACUUCGGAUCAAAAAGAUCGUACUCAUCAUUCCUUAUCCCGUUCACACCCGGCCUUCACCAGAAGAUGCCGUGCAACUCUCGCCAUUUGAUCGCAGUAUGGGAAGAAGAGUGACCCAACAAGUUCGCUGAAUUGUCACCUGCAGUGAUACUGCAAUAUCAGCAAACCCGUGUGUGGAGAUGAGUUCCUCGCGAGAUUCCCCCACCCACCGAUGACUCAUUCGAAAGCAAUUUCCAUUUUGUACCUCAUUUUUCUACCCCCAACUCUUUCUUCUUUUGUUAAUUUGCCACUCGCCACUAGAGUGGAUUUUGGAUAAAAAUAUAGGUGUAUAGAAGCUUAUUUCAUC